AACAAAAAAGCCCUACGCCUCCAAAUUCAAUUCACACUGCAUAUUGCUCCUUCGUCUCGUCUCCUGGCCCGUCCUCUUCUCCCUCUCUGCUUCUUCGUCGGUCGUCUUCUUCCUCGUUACUUUUCCCAGAUGAUUCGAUAAUUCCUCAGUUACGCAGUUGUUUCGAAUCUAAUCCUCUCUGGCUGUCCUCGUGGCUCGUGAUACAUAACUCACGUGGUCGUCUAUAUACGUAUAUACGAACUGUCAGACCCUCGGUCUGGUCCCAGAUUUGGUUCGGGCAAAGCAGAGGCGACGAGCGAGAGACAGUUGGAGAAGAUGGUCGGCGGCGGGACUAGGGUUUCGAUGUCUGCGAGCACGAGGAAGAUGAUCCAGAGCAUCAAGGAGAUCACGGCUGGAAACUAUAGCGAGGAUGAGAUUCUCGUAAUGCUCCAUGAAUGCGACAUGGAUCCCGACGAGACCGCCCAGCGCCUCCUUCUCCAGGACCCAUUUCAUGAGGUGAAGAGGAAGCGAGACAAGAGAAAAGAGAACCUUAGUAACAAGGAUGCUGUGGAAUCCCAAUGGGGAUCUAGUGGCCAGGGACGUGGGAACAGGGGUGGUCGAGUUAAUUUUUCUUCUCGCCAUACAGUUCACGAUACUGGCAGUGCAAAGAAUUCUUUCAAAAAGGAGAACGGCUCGAAGCAGGUCACUGAUUCAUCCAUACCAACUUCUCAGAAGACCAAAAAGGAGGAAUCUGCUUCAAGCUUCCCGGCUAUAUUGGACAACGGUUCUACUGGUCUACCCUCUCAAACCUCCAGUGUUCAACAUGCUUCCAACCUCCCAGCUAAUUUUGGCCAACCUAAAGCUACGGGAUCUUCUGUCUCGGCAAACAAGCUGGGUGAGGCAGCACCUUCUGUUGAAUUGACCCAAAAAAAUCAAGGUCCCAAACCAGGGAAUGAACAAACACCUCAAGAACAGCACGCUGGAGAACAUAGGUAUACAGGGAGACCCCAAGGGGUAGGGAAGGUGGCUCUUUCUGAUCCUCAUGGCUCCAGGCCAACAUCAGCUCAUAGCAACAGCACAGGUAGUCGGCCUUCUUCCAAUUACAGCAAUCGGUUGCAGCAGACAGUUGGUCAUCAAAGAGGUGGCUCUGUUAAGGAAUGGAAACCAAAGCCAGUGAACCUUAAUCCUGUCCAGGGUUCUGGGGCAUCGGCUGCAUCAGAAGUUCCUGCAGUUCCAUCCGAGCCCAGUGAGAAAGCAUCUAGUCAAGAAGCUCUUCCUUCAGUCGAGGCAACUUCAAAACUGCAGAAGCAGCUUGAAGACUUGCACAUUCAACAACGUCAGCAUGUUAUUUUUCCAAAUCAUAUUCUUGUUUCAGAGGCUGAACGAACCAUGUUAAGCUUUGGAAGCUUUGAUGCUGGCUUCUCUUUAACAUCAAACAUGGUAACUGGUCCCGAGAAUGAUAAGAGCUCUACUCCUCUCUCUCGGGCUUCUCAUGAUGCUGAAAGAAGCCUUGAAGAGGGUGCAUUCAGUAACCAGAAUGCAUCAAUGACGGAAAAGGAAGGGGAUAUUCAUGAAAACUCUGAGUCACCUUCACAAGUUCAAGAUGAUUUGGCUGUUGAUGGUGUUAUCUCAGCUAGUACUGCUGCAGAGUACAAUGAACCCAAACAAGAGAGCAUUUCGGAGUCUGAAAACCAUCAGAACUCCUCACAUGAUUCCCAAAAUUAUGGUAUUGGACUUCCUCCGGCACUUGGGAGCCAACUUCCGCAAUUUGAGAACACUGAUCCUCAAUCACGUGAUGCUUUCCGUAUUCAAAGCUUUGUGGUUCAACAACCAAUUGAUCCAGCAAGUUACUAUGCUCAGUUCUACCAUUCUAACUCGGACAGCGAUGGGCGUGUUUCUCCCUUUAUUUCCCCAGGGGUUGCCACCAAAUUCAAUGGCAGUGUUACAGUAUUGCCUCCACAUUCAUCUCAAUCUCUGCAAGAGGGUGGAAACACCUUAGUUAUGUCCGCUGCUAGUCCAACUCCGCUGGUUACCCAACCUGCUGGGCUGAUGCAGAACUCUGUACCUGUUUUCCGUCCUCCUGGCAUGCAUGUGUCGCCCUAUCCGCCGAACUACAUGCCAUAUGGACACUACUUCUCCCCGUUCUAUGUUUCCCCACAUUCAGUCCACCAGGUCUUAAGCAACGGUGCAUUCCCACAGCAACCUCAAGCAAGUGGUGGUGUAUUUCCCGCCCCUGGAGCUUCAACAGGAGGCAAGUACUCGCUUCCACAAUACAGGACUGGAACUAAUUCAGGAAGCUUGACAUAUGUCGGUACGCCAAGUGGCUAUGGACCGUAUGGUUCCUCCACAGCCGGUUAUUCUCCCAUUUCUGCUAUGUCAACCGGGAACCCGACUGCUAAUGAUGAUCUUAAUACGCCACAGCUGAAGGAUUCCAAUGGCUACACCACUGGACACCAGGGUAAAGCUUUGCCUGUAUGGAUCACGGGAGGUCGUGAUGUGUCCAACUUGCCACCAAACUCUUUUUGUAACCUACAACACCAGGGCCAACACAUGGCUUAUGCACCAACACAAGCUGGUCAUAUCACGUUUCCCGGUAUGUAUCACCCUACACAGGCAGUAGCAGCAGCGGGCGUUCAUCCGCUCUUACAGCAGUCUCAGGUCGUGGCUGGACCAGAUAUGGUGGCACCCGGGCCGAAUGUUUUCCAACAGCCUCAGCAGACACAAAUGAACUGGCCAAGUAAUUACUGAGGGUAAAGGAAUUGUGUUAAAGAGGUUUCGAAUCCAAUCUUGUGGAUUGUUCUUGGGAGCUCCAAAAUAAGGAUGAGAAGCUGAGGAAAAGGAUAAUAGUUAUCAAACUGUAGAAGAAUUGUGGCCCCUCGCCCCUCGGGUUGAAGAAGGUAUCGGAUGAGAAGGGCUUGACAAUAAUGAUCGAAAAAAGCUCGGAAAGGUACCGUCUUUCCUUAUCGAUUGAUAUAUAAAAUUUAUUUCGUAGUUUCAAGGGUUCUUAGCUCUCUUCAAGUUGUUGUGAACAAGGCAAGAACUUUGAGGAUGAGUCGCUCUUUUCGCUAUUAUUAUCGCCGGCUUUUGGUUCAAGUUUUUUGGAAUAGGGCUCCAAAAGGCAAGUUAUAUAAAGAAGGGAUUUCUGAUCCUCCCUGUUUUUAUCCUCUUCUAUUUUGCCAUGUUUCUCUCUUCAAAUGUAAAGUGGAUUUUUUUAUAGCAAGAGAAAAUGGGGAAUGAUGGUUGAUGAUGAUGUAACACAAGACUCUGUUGUAAUUGAUUCCUGCAUAUUCUGAUCAAUUGUUUGAGUUUUAUUGAAAUGUA
Tarenaya hassleriana is the source of this 3300-nucleotide messenger RNA. RefSeq names its product GBF-interacting protein 1-like. Lineage: Eukaryota; Viridiplantae; Streptophyta; Magnoliopsida; Brassicales; Cleomaceae. The record is from RefSeq and is a predicted model, not a curated record. The transcript is spliced from 11 exons. Bases 316 to 2727 code for a protein of 803 amino acids.